This is a messenger RNA of Penicillium digitatum Pd1, 444 nucleotides long. RefSeq names its product acyl-CoA-binding domain-containing protein. Lineage: Eukaryota; Fungi; Ascomycota; Eurotiomycetes; Eurotiales; Aspergillaceae. The record is from RefSeq and is a predicted model, not a curated record. Gene Ontology annotation, molecular function: fatty-acyl-CoA binding.
AUGUCUGACAUUACCCCCUUCCUCACUGUCCUGGAGACCGCCCAGAAGAAAGAAAAGUUCACUCCCGAGGUCCAAGACGCCGCCACCGGCAUCGACAUCGCAGCUCUGAAGGAGAUCAUCGAGAAGGUCGCUGAGCAGGGCGAGUUCGAGAAGCUUGAUGAUGCCGCCGAGGCCGAGACCCUGCGCAAGGCCUUCGAGUUCGCUGCCAAGGCUGUUAUGAUGCUGAAGACUGCCCCCGGUCUUUUGGAGAAGAAGGACCUCUACAUCUACUUCAAGGUUGGCAAGGGCGAGGUUAUGGAGAAGCCCGGCAUGUUUGAUAUCCAGAAGAAGCAGCUCUAUGGUGCUUGGGAGAAGGUCAAGGACUACAGCCCCUCCAAGGCUCACCAGCUUUACAUCGGCUACGUCAGCACCUUCAUUGCCAAGUACGGUACCCGCGACGAAUAG